Ochotona princeps (American pika) is the source of this 1988-nucleotide messenger RNA. RefSeq names its product Wnt family member 5A (gene WNT5A). NCBI's taxonomy places the organism in Eukaryota, Metazoa, Chordata, Mammalia, Lagomorpha, Ochotonidae. The record is from RefSeq and is a predicted model, not a curated record. Gene Ontology annotation, molecular function: frizzled binding; cytokine activity. The transcript is spliced from 5 exons. Bases 663 to 1805 code for a protein of 380 amino acids. Gene Ontology annotation, cellular component: extracellular region. Gene Ontology annotation, biological process: cell fate commitment; multicellular organism development; canonical Wnt signaling pathway.
ACUCGCGACCGUAGGAUCAACCCCCUGGAAAGCAGACGUUUCAGCCACAGACCCGUAGAGGAGGAGCCCGACCUCAGGAGGCGUGAGCCGCCGCGAGUUUCGCCGAAGCGGUAGUGUGAAUGAACUGGGGGCACCUGGGCACAAGGAUCGCCCUCCCUCCCCCCACCCCGCCCCGGGCCAGAGUUGAGUAGUAGUGCAUUUUUUUCACUCUUGUGAAGAUUUUUUUUAUUAUUUGUUGUAAAGUCUUUUGCACAAUCACGCCCACAUUUGGGGUUGGAAAGCCCUAAUUACCGCCGUCGCUGAUGGACGUUGGAGAGGGAGCGCCUCGUUGCGGAACAGUCGCCUGCGCGCCCUCGCCGGACCCGCGGCUCCCUUGUUGUGCCCCGGCCACCGGGCCCUGCCCUCGUUGCCGGCCUGCGAACGUCUACGUCUCCCCGGUUCCAGGGCGCAUCUCAGCGCUGCCCCGGCUCAGGAGCCCAGGGCCGGGCAGCAGAGCCCGCUUCGGCUCCGGUUCACUGCGCCCACCAGACGAGCUCCGGAGGACUCCGCAACCUUGUUCCUAGUUCGCUCCCGUAGGCUGAACCCGACCGCUGCACCCGGAAUCCUCGGCUGCCCUCCCUCGGGUGGCGUGUGCACCCUCGCGGCACCCCCUCCCCCUCGCCAUGAAGAAGUCGAUUGGUAUAUUAAGCCCAGGCGUUGCUUUGGGGACGGCUGCAAGCGCGAUGUCUUCCAAGUCCUUCGUAAUGGCCUUGGCCGUAUUUUUUUCCUUCGCCCAGGUUGUAAUAGAAGCCAAUUCUUGGUGGUCGCUAGGUAUGAAUAACCCUGUUCAGAUGUCAGAAGUAUACAUCAUUGGAGCACAGCCCCUCUGCAGCCAACUGGCAGGCCUUUCCCAAGGACAGAAGAAGCUGUGCCACUUGUAUCAGGACCACAUGCAGUAUAUCGGGGAAGGCGCCAAGACUGGCAUCAAAGAGUGCCAGUAUCAGUUCCGACACCGGCGCUGGAACUGCAGCACUGUGGACAACACCUCCGUCUUUGGCAGAGUGAUGCAGAUCGGCAGCCGCGAGACAGCCUUCACCUACGCAGUGAGCGCCGCGGGGGUGGUGAACGCCAUGAGCCGCGCGUGCAGGGAAGGCGAGCUGUCCACCUGCGGCUGCAGCCGCGCUGCGCGCCCCAAGGACCUGCCGCGGGACUGGCUCUGGGGUGGCUGCGGUGACAACAUCGACUAUGGCUACCGCUUCGCCAAGGAGUUCGUGGACGCGCGCGAGCGGGAGCGCAUCCACGCCAAGGGCUCCUACGAGAGCGCACGGAUCCUCAUGAACCUGCACAACAAUGAGGCUGGCCGCAGGACGGUGUACAACCUGGCCGACGUGGCCUGCAAGUGCCAUGGGGUCUCCGGUUCCUGUAGCCUCAAGACUUGCUGGCUGCAGCUGGCGGACUUCCGCAAGGUGGGCGACGCGCUCAAGGAGAAGUACGACAGCGCGGCCGCCAUGCGGCUCAACAGCCGGGGCAAACUGGUGCAGGUCAACAGCCGCUUCAACUCGCCCACCACGCAGGACCUAGUCUACAUUGACCCCAGCCCCGACUACUGUGUGCGCAACGAGAGCACAGGCUCGCUGGGGACCCAGGGCCGCCUGUGCAACAAGACGUCAGAGGGCAUGGACGGCUGCGAGCUCAUGUGCUGCGGCCGUGGCUACGACCAGUUCAAGACAGUGCAGACGGAGCGCUGCCACUGCAAGUUCCACUGGUGCUGCUACGUCAAGUGCAAGAAGUGCACGGAGAUCGUGGACCAGUUCGUGUGCAAGUAGUGGGUGCCCACCCAUCACCCAGCCCCACUCCCAGGACCCACUUAUUUAUAGAAAGUACAGUGAUUCUGUUUUGUGUUGUUUUUUUAAAGUAUUUUUUUUAAUGUUCCCCAAGAAUUACAACCGGAAUCAUAUUUUUCCCCGUUCCAUCAAAGAACUCUGUGGUUUGUUAUUAAUAUUAUAAUU